This is a messenger RNA of Felis catus (domestic cat), 5378 nucleotides long. It is a transcript of the gene PIGQ, whose product is annotated as phosphatidylinositol glycan anchor biosynthesis class Q. Gene Ontology annotation, biological process: GPI anchor biosynthetic process. The coding region runs from base 2427 to 4172 and encodes 581 amino acids. The transcript has 11 exons. Gene Ontology annotation, cellular component: membrane; endoplasmic reticulum. The record is from RefSeq and is a predicted model, not a curated record. Lineage: Eukaryota; Metazoa; Chordata; Mammalia; Carnivora; Felidae.
CGGGCCGGCCCCCGGCCCUGGACCCUCCGGAAGGGCAUUCAGGGUCAGCGAGCGGGCCUCGGCACCUCCAGGCGUCCCUGACUGCGGGAAGGCGGCGCCUGGUGGCUCAUUCGGUAGGGCAGGCGACUUGUUGUUGGGGAGGGGGGGGCAGUUCAAGCCCCACGUUGGGCUUAGAGCUUACUUAAAAAAAAAAAAUAAACCCAAAACCAGCAUCGUAGAUUGAGUUCUUCUGAAAUGAGGCGUAGAAAGCAGUGUGUACUCCAUGCAAGAAAAACGAACGAACUGUUGUUGGUUUUUUAAGCACAAACAACACGGAGUAAAAGUGAAUGUUCCCGGAUUACGGAAGAGCAGCAGUGGCGAGGCUUGUCAGAGGACGGCUCCAGCCGGCGAGCUGUCCCUGGCCAGUCCCGUCUGCGCUUUUCCCCAGUGGCCGCUGGUGCCCAGGAGAGAAGGCAGUAGGCUUCCACCCUGUCAGGGAGACCCUGUGGGAGCAGGGCUGUCCCAGCCCCCCCCCCCCCCCCCCAGACCUGUCACCGGCCAGAUCGGGAAGGGAACUCGCUGGCAUUGUGAACACGAGGCCGCCCCGGGCACGCGCCCUGGCUUUGUAUUCCCGUCUUGAAAGAGCAGCGCUUUGCCCAAGUUACUGCCCUCCUCCCUCUGCACCUCUGCUAUUGAUUGCCUGGUCUUUCUUCUUUGUCUGGAUGUCUGAUCUGAGUAGACUUCUCUGUGUUCAUCCCUCCCAGAGGCUGACGUGGGGGUGCGGGUGGGGAUUCGCCCCGUGAUGUGUGAAGAGUUCUCUCUCUCUGCCCCAUGGAUAAGAACACCAGCUUCUGCCCUCUGUUCUUCGUCCUUCCACACGAGGAGCCUUUUCUUCCUUCUUAGGCAAACUUUGUAGAUGAAGCGUAACGCACACAAAGAAAACGCACUCACCGUUUGUGCACAACUCAGUGAAGUUUCCCGAAGUGAAAACACCUUUGUUUCAACAGAUGCAGCUUUUCUGUUCGCUGUUGGGCCGAUUGUUGUUCUUUUCCGCCAGUAGCCGUGCGUAGUUUUCCUUAGGUCCUGUGAAAGGGGUCCCCAAGCAGGGCAUGAUGGUGUCGUUCGGCCAAGCUGGUGUAUCUCAGUGGGCUGGCACUGAGAGGCCUAGGGUGGGAUGUCUGGUCCCCCUGCUGGUCACCAAACCAGAGCUGCCCGGUUCCUCCCAGGUCUCACAGUGGCCCCUGUCAGGAGGGUCAGGAAGAUAAGUUGGCCUCGAUGCCUUUGAUAGUGGACGCAGGGAUUUGGCCCCGGCUGCUCCAGGCCGUCCCCUGCCUGCACUUGCUGCUGGCUGCCCUCUCCAGUCGCUUGGUGAGGAGGGGGCGUUUGGGAGUCCUGCUGUUCUGCCCGGAAGGACCCUCUUCAGCUGGAACCCACAGCUGUGGGAAGCCCCCUUUACAACCGGCUGGAAGAGGCCUCUACCUUCCAGCCCCAGUCUGGGCCCCUGCAAGGGAGGAAAGCAGCCAUACCAGUGAUCUCUUGAGCCCUGGGCCUUUGUGUCUGCCGAAGGCCUUUCCCAGAGCCCCCCGACAGAUAGGAGGAGGAUGAAAUGUCCUGCCAUCCCAACACGUAUGUCCCCAAGGACCUGGGGAACAGUGGGCUUAGUCCCGGACCUGUGUGCCUCCCUCAGGUGUAGGCUCCAGCUUGGGGGUCUUAGCCCAGGGCGGCUGUUAUGCUGCUCGUGCUGCCAAGGUUGGGGAAGUCAGUGUCUGAGAAGGAGCGUGCUCUAAGGUGAAGCCCUCAGUGCCCUGCUGGGUGAGGGCCUGCCGCCCGCCCGGUCUUAUCUGGGAGGGGCUUUGCUGAGAGACCCACAUCCCUGGUCAAGUUACCUCUGGGCAGGGCAAGGCUUGGGGUCUCCCAGAAUUCAGGGGUUGCAGCCACUUGGGGCCGUGUGAAGGUUGUGAGAGGCCAUGAAGACUGGUGCCCCCCAGCUAGACAGAAAACAACGGGGAGCCUGCCAUUCUCCAGGGUCCCCAUGUCUAGAUAGCUGCCUAGCUCAACUGUGACCAGAGGGAACAGUCCCCCCACGAGGAACCCAGCCCCGAUGCGACGGACAGGCGCAGCCGUAGGCGGUGGGGGGAGAGUCAGAGGAGUGGCCAGAGCCCCACAAGAGCAGCAAGGCUCCUCUGGUAUAUUCUGGGGCUCCCGUCCCGUGCCCACAGCCGCCAGCAUGUGGUUUCCCUCAGCCCAGAAGUAAUAAGUUUAAAUUUUCAUCUUUAGUCUCGCCGGCUUAGUGAGUAAAUCAAGGUUCGUCAGAUUUUCAUCUGUAUCUUUCACUGUUAAUGAGAUCUUGCGUCUUUCCACGUGCUACACGUAAAUACUCUCAUCACUUUCCUUAAAAACAAGAAGUAAACCUUCACGUCCAGCCCUGCACACCCUUCGUGCCCGGCAUGGUGCUCAAGGCCUUCUUCCCCACGUGCUGCGCCUCGGCCGACAGCGGCCUGCUGGUGGGACGGUGGGUCCCAGAGCAGACCAGCGCUGUGGUCCUGGCUGUGGUGCACUUUCCCUUCAUCCCCAUCCAGGUGAAGGAGCUCCUGGCUCGGGUGCAGCAGGCCAGCCAGGUGGGGGUGGCCGUGCUGGGCACCUGGUGCCACCGCCGGCAGGAUGCCGAGGAGAGCCUGGGCCACUUCCUGGAGGGCCUGGGUGCCAUCUUCUCCCAUGAGCCCUGGCUCCAGCUGUGCCGGGAGAGGGGCAGCAAGUUCUGGAGCUGCAAGGCCACCCGCCGGCAGGCACCUACCUGCCCCGGUGCCCCCGGCGAGGACCAGGUCAUGCUUGUCUUCUAUGACCAGCGCAAGGUGCUGCUGUCCCAGCUGCACCCGCCCGUGGCCCUGCCUGACCACCAGGCUGGCGAUGCCGUGGCCGGUGCUGGGGGCUUGGCUGCUGUCUUUGACACGGUGGCGCGCAGUGAGGAGCUCUUCCGAAGUGACCGGUUCGACGAGGGCCCCGUGCGGUUGAGCCACUGGCAGUCGGAGGGCGUCGAGGCCAGCAUCCUCGCGGAGCUGGCGAAGCGGGCCUCGGGGCCCAUCUGCCUGCUGCUGGGCGGCCUGCUGUCACUUGUCUCAGCCGCCAGCGCCUGCCGGGUGUUGCAGCUGUGGCCCCUGUCCUUUAUUUGGAGCAAGCUCUCCACAUGUGAGCAGCUCAGGCACCGGCUGGAGCAGCUCACGUUUGUCUUCAGCACCCAGAAGGCCGAGAACCCCACCCAGCUGAUGAGAAAGGCCAACGUGCUUGUCUCUGUGCUUCUUGACGUGGCCCUUGGUCUUGCGCUGCUAUCUUGGCUUCACGGGAAGGACCGGAUCGGCCACCUGGCAGAGGCACUCGUCCCCGUGGCUGAUCACGUGGCUGAGGAGCUCCAGCAUCUCCUGCAGUGGCUGAUGGGAGCACCUGCUGGGCUGAAGAUGAACCGGGCGCUGGACCAGGUCCUGGGCCGCUUCUUCCUAUACCAUCUGCAUCUGUGGAUCAGCUACAUCCACCUCAUGUCCCCCUUCAUCGAGCGCAUCCUGUGGCACGUGGGCCUCUCGGCCUGCCUGGGCCUGACGGUCGCCCUGUCCAUCCUCUCAGACAUCAUCGCUCUCCUCACCUUCCACAUCUACUGCUUCUACGUCUACGGCGCCAGGCUGUACUGCCUGAAGAUCUGUGGCCUGUCCUCUCUCUGGCGUCUGUUCCGGGGGAAGAAGUGGAAUGUUCUGCGCCAGCGGGUGGACUCCUGCUCCUAUGACCUGGACCAGCUGUUCAUCGGGACCUUGCUCUUCACCAUCCUGCUCUUCCUCCUGCCCACCACGGCCCUGUACUACCUGGUGUUCACCCUGCUCCGGCUCCUGGUGGUGGCCGUGCAGGGCCUGAUCCAUGUGCUCGUGGACCUCAUCAACUCCCUGCCGCUGUACUCCCUCGGCCUCCGGCUCUGCCGGCCUUACAGGCUUGCAGCCGGCGUGAAGUUCCGAGUCCUGGAGCAUGAAGCUGAUAGGCCCCUCCGCCUCUUGAUGCAGAUAAACCCCCUGCCCUUCAGUCACGUGAUACGCACCUACCGCCUCCCCAGCUGUGGCUGCCACCCCACCCACUCCUGGGGCUCCCUGUGCCGCAAGCUUUUCUUCGGUGAGCUCAUCUACCCCUGGAGGCAGAAAGGGGACAAGCGGGACUGACGGACCCUGGCCACCGGCCCGUCCGGCACCGCCACACGGCCACAGUCAGCCCUCCACCCUGCCGGGGACGCUGACCGUCAGGAUGGCACGCAUCCGUGCCGUUUGCCUUCUGUGCCCCCGGUUGUCUGAGGCCUCUACGUCUGCCCCUGGCUCCGAGGCUGCGGGGUGCUGAGCAGGAGGUCGCAGGGGCAGCCAGCCGGGCCAGCAGGCCCGUGCUUCAUCACUAGCAGUGUUUGCCUCGGGACCCGCCUCCUGACCUGCUGGGAUGGCAUCGGCAACCCGGUGCCCCCCAGCCCCCGGGGGCCUGCCCAGGAGCCCUGCUCUGCCCCUCCCAUCACACCCAGACUCCGGGAGGGGUUUGUAGGCCUCUACCCCUGACCACCACGGCCACUGCCAACGGGGCAAGCUGGCAGCUCUCCCUGUCGGGAGGUGGAGGGACCCCUCCCGGGAUGUGCUCAACGGUCCUUGAGGCGGACCCCCAGCAUCCCGUCCUUGGGAGUUGCUCCAGGGUCCCCAGAACCAGCAGCCCCGGUGGCCCCGAGCCCUCUGGGAAGCCGGCAGCACUGCCCUCGGAGCCUGGACCACACAAGGGUUUGCUUGAUGCCACCCGGAGAGGUUGUUCUGCAGGGGGAGCUGCCGCGGGCCUUCGGGUCUCCCUGUGUGAGGCCCGGCCACGAGGGUGCCCGGAGCCGCCUUGCCAGAGACCAGACAGCCAUUCACCCUGCCGCCCUGUCCCUGCCCCACACCCCUGCAGGAACAGGCCCCUGGGCCAAAUACCAUCUCCCUCACUGACGUCGCACAGAAGCAGGCAGCUCCUAGAGAGACACGUUUGUGGUCUCCAGUGUGUGUGUGGCGGGGGGGUGGGGGACAGCAUUCAGGCCGCGUCUGCCUGCCGGCUGGCGUGGCAUCUGACUAUGGGCGCGAGCCCCACAAUCCCCAGGGGGAGGAAGACUGUACGUGCGGAUGGCAUCGUCUGUGUUUUGUCCUCCUGGAGUUGUUUGUGCUCGUGCCGUAGCCCGAGCAGGAGAAGGGGCAGCGGCCUCUGUUCAUUGCGGGCACUUGGGCCUGUCCACCUCUGCCACCUGUACUCCUUGGCUGCGGGCCACGGCGGGGAGCCCCUGGGGGAGUUCCCAGCAGCUCGGCAUGUGACGGGACAGGUCCUGGCUCUGCCUUUUUCUGCUGAGACAAUAAAACUUCCCACCCGUU